Messenger RNA from Benincasa hispida (wax gourd), 2456 nucleotides. Its product is annotated as protein NRT1/ PTR FAMILY 4.6-like. The record is from RefSeq and is a predicted model, not a curated record. Gene Ontology annotation, biological process: transmembrane transport. Gene Ontology annotation, cellular component: membrane. Lineage: Eukaryota; Viridiplantae; Streptophyta; Magnoliopsida; Cucurbitales; Cucurbitaceae. Gene Ontology annotation, molecular function: transmembrane transporter activity.
CUUCUCUUCUUUGAUGCCAAACCAAGUAAACCCUUUUUUUAACUACACACAAAAGAAUCCCAAGCUAAGUUUCUCUCCUCCCCCAUGUGCAUAUCUCUCUCUCUCUCUCUUUCUCUCUAUCAGAGGGCCUAACAGAGAAUUUUGUUUCAAUAUUUUUUUUAAAAAAAAACAUAUAUUAUAUAUAUUCUUUGUGGCAAAAUGAAGUGGUUUGAAAGAAUGGAAGUCAUUUUCUCAAGGCUCUACACAUUUCUCUUCUCUCUGAUCUUCUCUUCCUUAUAAUUUUUCUCUCUCUCCUAUACUCUUUAAAUCUCCCACCAGUUUUCCCUCUCACCCUUUAUUUCUCACUUCUUUCUCCUCUCUCUACAACAACACAAAACAGAGAUUCUAAACAACAAAAUAUGGAAAGUGGUGAUGAUCAGAUUGGUAGAUGGGAAGGGUAUGUGGAUUGGAGAAAGAAGCCAGCUUUGAGAGGCCGCCAUGGGGGAAUCAUUGCAGCAUCCUUUGAUUUAGUUGUGGAGAUAUUGGAGAAUUUGGCGUUUUUAGCAAAUGCAAGCAACUUGGUGAUGUAUUUGUCGCAUUACAUGCACUUUUCUCCAUCAAAAUCGGCUAAUAAUGUCACAGAUUUCAUGGGAACUGCCUUCCUUCUUGCCCUUCUUGGUGGCUUUCUUUCUGAUGCCUUUUUCACCUCUUAUCAUAUCUACCUCAUUAGUGCUGCCAUUCAAUUACUCGGGUUGGCAGUAUUGCUAAUACAAGCCAAGAUGCCAUCACUGAUGCCUCCUCCAUGCGAUCACCAAGCAAACCACAAUGCUGUGUGCGAAGAAGCGAGCGGUGGCAAAGCAGCAAUGCUGUUUGCGGGGCUAUAUUUGGUGGCGUUGGGGGUCGGAGGCAUAAAGGGGUCGCUGCCGUCACAUGGGGCAGAGCAGUUUGAUGAUAGUACCCCACAGGGCAGGAAAAGAAGAUCAACUUUCUUCAACUACUUUGUCUUUUGUCUCUCAUGUGGUGGCCUAAUUGCAGUCACAUUGGUGGUAUGGGUUGAAGACAACAAAGGGUGGGAGUGGGGCUUUGGAAUUGCAAUGCUCAGCAUAUUUUUGUCCAUCAUUGUCUUCUUUGCAGGCUCCCCUCUAUACCGCAAUAAAAUACCUGAUGGAAGUCCAUUCACAACAAUUAGCAAGGUUUUAGUUGCUGCAACGUUUGGUUGCUGCAUCAGCACGAACUCGCGAAACUCGAUAGCGAGUAUGGCAAUGAGCCCCGCUCUUGAUGACAAGGAAGCUAAACAGAAAGCAAAAGAAAGAGGUUCAACAAAUCAUGUGGUGGACAAACCGUCAGAGAGUCUCAAGUUUUUAAAUAAUGCAGUUCUGAACAAGCCAUUCCAUUCAGCAUUAGAAUGUACAGUUAAAGAAGUUGAAGAGGUCAAGAUCGUGCUGAGAAUUCUACCUAUAUUUGCUUGCACCAUCAUCCUCAAUUGCUGUGUAGCUCAGCUCUCCACAUUUUCGGUUGAACAAGCAUCAACAAUGGACACCAAAAUAGGUUCCUUUAAAGUUCCUCCUGCAUCUCUCCCCAUUUUCCCUAUACUCUUCAUCAUGUUCCUCGCCCCGAUAUAUGAUCACUUAAUCAUCCCAUUUUCUCGAAGAAUAACUAAAACCGAAACGGGAAUCACUCAUCUUCAGAGGAUAGGAGUUGGGUUACUUUUUUCUAUUGGAGCCAUGGCAGUUGCAGCAGCUGUGGAGACAAAGCGCAAGAGAGUAGCCACCGAAAACGGUCUACUCGACUCCGCUCAACCGUUGCCCAUCACAUUCCUUUGGAUUGCUAUUCAAUACUUGUUUCUUGGAUCAGCAGACCUUUUCUCCUUGGCUGGAUCAUUAGAAUUUUUCUUCACAGAAGCACCUGCAAGCAUGAGAUCCUUGGCUACAUCUCUCUCCUGGGCUUCUCUGGCAAUGGGUUACUACCUUAGCUCAGUGAUUGUAUCGAUAGUCAACAAUGUCACGGAUAACUCUGACCACAAACCAUGGCUAUCUGGAAGAAACAUAAACCAUUAUCACCUAGAGAGAUUCUACUGGUUGAUGUGUGUGCUCAGCGGAUUAAAUUUUGUGCACUACCUAUUUUGGGCCAUGAAGUACAAGUACAGACCAAAAUCACAACAAUAGGUGAAAUAGCCACAGAAACACAGAUAUAUAUAUAUGAUGCAAUAAUACUUAAAGGGUUCCACACAUUUAUUCAAACAGAUUGAAAUUCCUAUCCCCAUCCAGAGGAGAUCAGAAACUCGACAAGUGCUGCAAAUGCUCUCAUCUUUCAGCUGGCAUGAGAUAGAAUGGGAGGGUAAAUUUUUCGUCUUGGCAGAGCAGGUAAAUGUGGUAACUGGCAUGUGAAAUGUCUUAUAUCAGUGAAUUUCUGUGAUGCAAAGCAUCUUUUUAUCAAUCUCUUGUGUUUGGCCAGUAAUUCAAUCUUCUUUAUUACCA